Gracilinanus agilis (Agile Gracile Mouse Opossum) is the source of this 2424-nucleotide messenger RNA. RefSeq names its product NOC2 like nucleolar associated transcriptional repressor (gene NOC2L). Lineage: Eukaryota; Metazoa; Chordata; Mammalia; Didelphimorphia; Didelphidae. The record is from RefSeq and is a predicted model, not a curated record. The transcript has 19 exons. Gene Ontology annotation, cellular component: nucleoplasm; Noc1p-Noc2p complex; nucleolus. Gene Ontology annotation, biological process: ribosomal large subunit biogenesis; negative regulation of transcription by RNA polymerase II. Gene Ontology annotation, molecular function: transcription corepressor activity; histone binding. Bases 13 to 2337 code for a protein of 774 amino acids.
GCAGCGUGGAUCAUGGCGGUGUCGGCAGAGGUCCCGCGCGGCGCCGGACGGAGGAAGCUUGCUGAGCUGAGCGUGGAUGAGUUCCUCACCUCUGGCUUUGACUCAGAACUGGACAGUGAAUCUGAGGAGGAAGAAGAGGUGUCUCUGCCCCCCAAGGGGGCCCGGGGUGCAAAGCCGAGCCCGGCCCCCAAGAGGAAGCUGACUGCCCAGGAGGGGCCAGCCACAAAGAAGCUGAGGCAGGGUCGGGCGUCUGAACAUAAGGACCAGCUCUCAAGGCUCAAAGACAAGGACCCCGAGUUCUACCAGUUUCUGCAGGAGAACGACCAGACGCUUCUCAACUUCGAUGACUCGGACAGCUCCGAGGACGAGGAGACGUUCCACACGCUCCCCGAUGAGCUGGAGGAGGCCAGCGAGGAUGGAGAUGGUGAAGAGGAGGCUGAGGAGACCCAGAGCUCCCAGAAGAGCCGCUCCAAGAAGACCCGACUGACCCUUGAGAUGGUGACACGCUGGAGAGAGUCGGCCAAGAAGGACCUAUCUCCUCGCCUCUUCCAUGAAGUUCUCCAAGCUUUCCGGGCUGCUGUGUCUACCACCUAUGAGGGCAAGGAUGGCAAAGAGCCCAGCAAGUUCCGGAUCUCAGACAGUGCAGUGUUCAAUGCCAUUAUCACCUUCUGCAUCCGGGAUCUCUUUGGCUGUGUCCAGAAGUUGCUGCAGCUGAAGCCGCCCAAGGACAGAACCAAGCUGGUGCAGCCGUCCAGUAGCCCCCUGUGGGCCAAGCUGCGCCUGGACAUCAAGUCGUACCUGAAUACGGUCAUCCAGCUCGUGUCCUGUCUGACCGAGGCGUCUGUGACGGCUGCCGUCCUGCAGCACGUUGUGGCCACCGUCCCGUAUUACCUCACCUUCCCCAAACAGUGCCGCGUCCUGCUCAAGAGGAUGGUGGCGCUGUGGAGCACAGGGGAGGAGACUGUGCGGGUCAUGGCCUUCCUGGUGCUCAACAAGGUCUGCCGCCACAAGCACGACGCCUUUCUCAGCCCCGUCCUCAAGCAAAUGUACAUCUCCUACGUGAAGAACUGCAAGUUCACGUCGCCCAAUGCCCUCCCCAUGAUCAACUUCAUGCAGCGCACGCUGUGCGAGAUGUGCGCGCUGGACCCCGGCCUCUCCUACCAGCACGCCUUCCUCUACAUCCGCCAGCUCGCCAUCCACCUGCGCAACGCCAUGACCAUGAACAAGAAGGAGACCUUCCAGGCUGUGUAUAACUGGCAGUACGUGCACUGCCUGCUGCUGUGGUGCCGCGUCCUGAGCGCCGUGCAGCCCCGCCAUGUGCUCGAGCCCCUGCUCUACCCGCUGGCCCAAGUCAUCAUCGGCUGCAUCAAGCUCGUCCCCACCGCCCGCUUCUACCCGCUGAGGAUGCACUGCGUGCGGGCCCUGACGCUGCUCUCGGACAGCACCGGCACCUUCGUGCCCGUCCUGCCCUUCAUCCUGGAGAUUUUCCAGCAAGUGGACUUCAAUAGGAAGCCGGGCCGGAUGAGUGCCAGGCCCAUCAACUUCGCCGUGAUCCUCAAGCUGUCUAAUGUGAACCUGCAGGAGAAGGCCUACCGGGACGGCCUCAUCGAACAGCUCUACGACCUGAGCCUCGAGUACCUCCACAGCCAGGCCUGUGCCAUCGGCUUCCCGGAGCUGGCCCUGCCCGCCAUCCUCCAGUUCAAGUCCUUCCUGAAGGAGUGCAAAGUGGCCAAUUACUGCAAGCAGAUCCGCCAGCUGCUGGAGAAGAUCCAGGAGAACGCCGACUACAUCUCCGGCCGGCGGCAGAAGGUCCCCUUUGGCGUGGCCGACCGGCAGGCUGUGGACGCCUGGGAGAAGCAGGUGCGGGCCGAGGGCACCCCCCUCACCUGGUACUACAGCCACUGGAAGAAGCUGAGGGAGAAGGAAAUCCUGCUGGAGAUCAGCGGCAAAGAGAGGCUGGAAGAACUGAAUUUCCCAGAGAUAAAGCGCCGGAGACCGGAGGACAGGAAGGAGGAGGACAGGAGAGAAUUCAAGGACCUCUUUGACCUGGACACCGACUCUGAGGAGGAGGCCGAAGGGCUCUCGGUGAAAGGACGGGCUGGGCCCAAAGGAGCCCAAGGAGAGGCCAGCGACGGCCCAGGGGACAGCCUGGACGAGUCUUCCAGCCUGAGCAGCGGCCCAGAGGACAGCGAGGACGAGGAUGAGGACGAGGACGAGGAGGGCGGGGACUCGGAGGGCCUGGGAGAAGCCCCGCCGUUGGCCCUGGCUGAGCUGGAGGACCUGGUGAAGGGCGAGGACGACUUGGUGGAAGAUCUGCAGCUUUCUGAGGAAGACUGACCCGGCCCCCUCCCCAGCAGCUCCAUCUCCACGUCCGAUGUCGGGCUUUAUUGGUUUUUCUUUACAAUAUAAAGAAGCUUAACUGUA